AUGUCCUGCACGUCUGCACUAGAGUUUAAUUCUGGGCAUCGUCCGGCCGCUGGGACACAUCCAGGUGGCAGCUCCACAGAAGCGAGCAGUGUCUCGCAGGAUGAUGCCGAGGCAAAGAGCAGGAAGAGGAAGGGCAGCGGUGACAGAGAGCAGCCCGGUGAGAGGAGGAGGGUCAGCAGCCAAGGCUCUGCAGAAGGUCAGAGGUCAGAGAAGAGUCCAGCUUCUCCCUCACAGGACGUCAGUCACAGCUUCGGGGGCCGAACGUCUACAAAUCUGAGAAGUUUCCCUCAUAGGGACGUCACGCCAUCAGGACGCAACAUUACUGAUUUUGAAGCCAGAUAUGAGGAGCUGGAGGUACUGGGAGAAGGAGGCUUUGGAUCAGUGUUUGCUGGCUUCUGCAUAUCUGACGAGUUACCUGUGGCCAUCAAACACAUUCCCCAAGAACUUGUGCGACGCAAACUACAGAUGAAGGAUGGAGAGGUGUUUGAUGUCCCACUGGAGGUGGCCCUCCUAUUAAAGGCAACAGGUGGACCAGAGUCAGCCGGUAGCUCCGCGGCCGUGUCCCUGCUGGACUGGUACGAUCUGGACCAGGAGCUGAUCCUGGUUCUGGAGAGACCGGUCCCCUGUGUGGACCUCUGGCAGUACCUUAUGGAAAAUGGAGGCUCGCUGCAGGAGCAUGAGGCUAAGAUCAUAAUGCAACAGCUGAUCGAAGCAGCAAUAGAGCUUCAUUCAAAACAAGUCUUUCACCGGGACAUCAAACUGGAAAAUAUUCUGGUGGAAACCGGAGCUUCUGUCCCUCGUGUUCGGGUCACCGACUUCGGCUGUGGCUGCUUGGCGAGGAAGGGAUAUUACCGCUUCUUCUCAGGUACUGCCGAGUGUUUCCCUCCAGAGUGGUACAUGCACAAGCGCUACAGGGCUCGCCCCACCACAGUGUGGCAGCUGGGAGUGGUGCUGUACGGGAUGCUGGACGGACACAAAUCAUUUGAUACCGGGAGGUUCCUCCACAACAAACUUCUGUUCAACAAUCAGCUGUCCCAAACCUCGGUCCUGAAACGCUGGAAGUUAAACUGGUGUGACCUUUGGAUAGACGGGAAUCUUUGCUUCUACAAGACUGACAGCAGGAGAGAGUUGGAGCACCGCGUCAGCCUCAAGACAACAUGUGUAGAUGUGAGAUCUGGCCUGGAAUGUGGAGGUGUGGCUCCACCAGAGAGUAACCCCCGGGAGAAUCUCAUUGUGGUUCAGCUCACAAGCGGCUCAACAGUCAACCUGUGUGCGAACAGUGAGGAUGAAUCCAUAGCGUGGAAACUGACUCUGCUCGACACCAGGAGGAACCCGGUUUUCACAUACGACCCAUAUGACGACUCCUACCAAGCGGUCCCCAUCAACAACUACCACACUGUCUACAUCACACCUGGAGCAGGACCAGGAACCCACCAGGUGCUCGUUCAGAGGGACCCGUUCGAUGACGUGUUGGAGCAUCUUGCACUGGGAUUACUGGCAGGCAUGGCAGCAGGGACAGCCAUGCGAUCCUUCCUCUACAUGCCGUUCUUUUUCUGCUGAGGUGACGACACUGCGCACUGACUGGGAGCCGGACAUCAGCAUGUGUACAAAGCCUCCUGAAAACCCUCGUCAAACAACGAGCUGCUGCUCUUCAGGCUGUUCGGUCUUUGCUUCUUGUGUGCACUUUUGCAUUUAAGACUUAAGAAGCUGAAAAGAAUGUACUUGUAUGUUCUUGCUGAACACUGAAUCAUGAGCGUUUGCAAACGGCAGGAAGUGUAUUUUGUGUCUGAAUGUUCUUUAAUCUGCUGCCUGAAUGUUACACUUAAUAUCUUGAUGUGUAGCCUGUAUUAGGAAAUAGUUUGAUGCAUUAAAAUAUAGUUAGGGAUGGUGAUCUAAGAUCAUUGUUGGAUGCAAAUCCAAAAAGUACCAACACAUGACGCACCAACAGGAGG
Messenger RNA from Cottoperca gobio, 1952 nucleotides. Its product is annotated as serine/threonine-protein kinase PSK1-like. Bases 1 to 1560 code for a protein of 519 amino acids. Gene Ontology annotation, molecular function: protein serine/threonine kinase activity; ATP binding. The transcript has 12 exons. The record is from RefSeq and is a predicted model, not a curated record. Gene Ontology annotation, biological process: regulation of mitotic cell cycle; protein autophosphorylation; negative regulation of apoptotic process. NCBI's taxonomy places the organism in Eukaryota, Metazoa, Chordata, Actinopteri, Perciformes, Bovichtidae. Gene Ontology annotation, cellular component: cytoplasm.